AUGCAUAAACUGAAUAAUCAUUUUUACUGUGAUGAUUGUAAAGCCCACACAAAAAAUCAAGUAAGAAAAUCUAUGGAUAUGUCCAUGUCUAAUACACAUGAGCCCAAGGAAACCAAGGAUGAUUGUGAUGGAGUCCUAUUGGAAUGCAUAAAUGAACUUAGGAGGGAAAUACGUGAUCUCAGAAAUGAUCUAAAAUUCUAUGCUGAACAGUAUGAAGUUCAAAAAGAGAAAAAUAGUAUGUUUAGCAAGGAAAUCCUGGCACUAAAAAAAGUGAAUGAGGACAUGAGUCGAGAACUAGUUAAACUUAAAGGUCAAUCCAUAGUCAAGGAUAUUGAAAAUAGAGCCAAUAAUAUUGUCAUUAUUGGCAUUAAAAGUAGUCUGGAUGAAAUUAGAAAUGGACCAAGAGAAGUUGAAAUAAGGGCUGAAAAAGUUCUAAAGUAUGUUGAUCCUACACUAAAAUCUGAAGAUGUUAAAUUGAAAAUUCUAUCUCCAACUAAAGACAACACCCCAAUAUUGGCAAUAUUUCGGUCAGUUGAUGUAAAGCAUCAAGUUAUGCAGAAGAGAAAACAAAUUGGAAAAAUUGUCAGCAACAAAUGUAACAUGACCGGAUCGCACCUUAUAUAUCUAAAUGAUGAUAUGCCCAAGGAAACCAAAGAGUUGUUUAUGUCAGCUAGAACUCUCAAUGGACAUGGGUUUAAAUUUAUCUGGGCUAAGGAUGGAAAAAUAUUUGUGAGGAAGAAAGAGAAUGAUCCAGUUUUAAGAAUCAAUAGCAUGGAAGAUAUUGAGAAAAUAAAGCAAGGCGAUUGA
Molecule: messenger RNA, 807 nt
Organism: Ceutorhynchus assimilis (cabbage seed weevil)
Lineage: Eukaryota; Metazoa; Arthropoda; Insecta; Coleoptera; Curculionidae
Source: the annotation of a GenBank genome assembly